GAAGGACCCGGGCGGCGGGGGAGCAGCGAGGUCACUACCACUUGACCCUCUCCUCCCCCCUUCCGCCACGCCCACACGCCCACGACGUACCCUCCCCGUCUUAGACUGAGCGCCGCCUACCGCCCAUCCAGCCAUGGACGCCGAGAAUAGGGUGGUCCUCAAUGUGGGCGGAAUCCGACAUGAAACGUAUAAGGCGACACUGAAGAAGAUCCCGGCCACACGCCUCUCGCGGUUGACGGAGGCCCUGGCCAACUAUGACCCAAUUCUCAACGAGGUACUUCUUGAUCGGCAUCCAGGGUUUUUUUUUGCCCAGGUGCUGAACUACUACCGCACAGGGAAGCUCCACUACCCGACGGACGUGUGCGGACCGCUCUUCGAGGAGGAGCUCGAGUUCUGGGGUCUCGACUCGAACCAAGUGGAGCCAUGUUGCUGGAUGACCUACACGGCGCAUCGAGACACCCAGGAGACCCUGGCUGUCCUCGACCGCCUCGACCUCGACACCGAUAAACCCAGCGACGAGGAGACGGCAAGGAAAUUCGGCUUCGAAGACGACUACUUCUCCGGGAACCUCUCCUGGUGGCAGAACACGAAGCCCAAGUUAUGGUCGCUGUUCGACGAGCCCUAUUCUUCACAGGCCGCCAAGGUCAUCGGAGUCAUCUCAGUGUUCUUCAUCUGUGUGUCGAUCUUGUCCUUCUGCCUGAAGACCCAUCCGGAUAUGCGAGUGCCCGUUAUCGAGAACAUUACGGUGCAGACGGCCGAGAACACGACAGCCUGGACGCUAGACAAGAAGGCCACCAAUGCGCACGAAGCCUUCUUCUACAUAGAGUGUGUCUGUAAUACGUGGUUCACCUUUGAAAUCCUGAUUCGGUUCAUAGCGUCGCCCAAUAAGUUUUUGUUUCUGAAGGCGUCCGUGAAUAUGAUAGACUUCAUCGCCACGCUGAGCUUCUACGUGGACAUCCUGCUGCAGAAGUUCGCCUCGCACCUGGAGAACGCCGACAUCCUCGAGUUCUUCAGCAUCAUACGUAUCAUGAGGUUAUUUAAGCUCACGCGGCACUCGUCGGGGCUCAAGAUCCUCAUACAGACUUUCCGAGCCUCGGCCAAGGAGCUGACGCUGCUCGUCUUCUUCCUGGUGCUGGGCAUCGUCAUCUUCGCCUCGCUCGUGUACUACGCCGAGAGGAUACAGGCCAACCCGCACAACGACUUCAACAGCAUCCCGCUCGGGCUGUGGUGGGCCCUGGUCACCAUGACCACGGUGGGCUACGGAGACAUGGCCCCCAAGACGUACGUGGGCAUGUUCGUGGGCGCGCUCUGUGCCCUGGCCGGCGUGCUCACGAUCGCCCUGCCCGUGCCCGUCAUCGUGUCCAACUUCGCCAUGUACUACAGCCACACGCAGGCGCGAGCCAAGCUGCCCAAGAAGAGGCGCCGAGUGCUGCCAGUCGAGCACGUGCGCGUUGGCCCCCCCGCGCCCGCCCCGAAGCGCGGCGGGGGGCCAAACGCCAUGAAUCGCGGUCCCGGACCAAAGAUGGUCGGCAUGGGCAUGGGUCUAUCUGUUACCUUGAACCCCAAUGGCGUAGGCUUAGAGACGGCCCUCAAGGCCCCCUUAUUAUCCCAGUCGGGGGUGGGUGGGGGUCCCACUGCCCCUCUGCAGCCACUCUUCCCCAUAGCCACCAUGGCGCAAGUGGCCCUAGCGCAGCCCACCCUGCCCACCUCUGUCCCCACUACUGUUCCUGCUCACCAACCCCCCACCAAUCCCCGCCCCCAUCAUUCACCCUCACCCCCUCCCUCCCCUACGCGGCCUCUUCUGGGGUCUUCUUCAGGCUCCCUGGGGGGAGUCCGUGGACCCGAGAGUAGCCAGAAUGCCGAAACAGCUGAGAGCAGUUCUCAGGAGCCGGAAUCUCCGGGCGGCCUCACCCCCAGCACCGUCUAGCCCCGGGCAACAGCAGCAGCGGCAGCAGAAGCAGGAAGGCGACGGGAGUGAGGAAGGCCGCGACGCCCGCCGCUUGGCCAGGUGACGCCCAGGCGCUCUGCUGCGCUGAGGGCCGACGGGGGCGUGGCAUGUCGUGAUAGUGUGGCGCACGAACAGAGUUGCCUCGUCACGGGCGACGGAGUGGAGAUAUGGCUGCCUAGAUACUCGAUGCCUGUCAAAGGACUGAGCCCGAAGGAAAGGACCUCAUAAAUGAUAAACUAACGGAGCCAGAAACAUUAGGAGAAGUGUCCCUUGUCGGGAGGGACACUGCGUGACAGACCUAUUGUACUGUGAUCCUUUGGUGUUAGUUGUAUGAUUAUUAUACAUUAUUUUCAUUAUUUUGGUGUUCUGAAGACAAUGAUACUUCGAAUGCAAAAUGCUACAGCACUGUUUGCCUGCAUGUUUGUUGACACAUAUUAGCACAAUUGUUUCCUUUUUCAUAAAGGACCAAAACUGGAGUUAGUUAUGUAAUGCUUUCAUACUUACACAAUUUCAUAUUAUAAUGACUGACACUGAAAUGUCCACAACAUCCUGUAUCAUUUUCUUUUUUUUAAAACUCAUGAUGUUCAGAGGGUGAUUCAGCAAAGAAUUGAAGUCGACGUUUUGUGGGGAAAACAAUGUUAAGAAUUCCACGAACCGUCGACUUUGCGAAAUGUUUGUUCUGCGUUGACCUCACCCUCAUCCAUUACUUUCCAUCUUUUAUUGUAUAAAAGGGAGUUCAGUCUAGCAUCAGCAGCAAUUAGUGAUUCUAAACGAGUGAAAUAUUUUGCUGAAGCAACAUGUGCAUUAUACAGUCCAUAAUAACAUUUAUAGUUAUAGGGUUGCAAAUCAUAUGAUAAUAGGAAUUAGUUCAGAUGGCAUUGUAUUUUUGCUUGUUAGUGCAAGACACUGCAAUGUGGGAGGCGGGUUUACCAUGUCAGGUGUCAGUGACAUGUAACUUGGCAUGACUAAUAAAAUUGGGUGUGGUAAUCAACAGGUAAAUCUGACAGGACCAGAUCUGUUUGUAUAAUAUAUACCUAUAUUAUUUAUAUAAGUCACGUCCCGACUGACUUCCUCAGCUGGACUGCAAUAUACGGGAUUUUACGAAUAAUAAUAAUAAAAAAGAGACGUAUCAUUUUUUUUCUCUCUCAAAAUACAUUCUCAGCUUCGGUUCUUGCUAAAUGGAUGUUGACCCGAAUGGUGCUAAUACGUUCCCACAAGGCAGUGCUUCUACUGUCUGAAAUAAGUUACAUGCAUAAUACUUAACGGUAAAGCUGUUUGAGUGCUGGAAAAAAAAUGGCGGACAUGUUUGUAAACACAAGUCAUGGCCGAGUCACCCGAGUCGAACGUUUCUGUUAUAUGGCGAGGUUGUGUGGGAUCGGGUCUUGUGCGUGCGUGGGGACAGAUAUUUACUAACACACACACACACACACACACACACACACACACACACACACACACACACACACACACCACACACACACACACAACACACACACACACACACACACACACAUGCGCAGUAGCCUAAGCACAGUUCAAGAAACAUAUCAGUGUAUUUUUCCGUCGCUUUUGCACAAACAGAUGUUAACAAUACACGCAACUGCAUCUAAACCUUCUGACCAAGAAAUGAAAACAAAGCACCCACAUGCCACAUGCUCAACCCUCAAAGAAACAUACAAACAAAACAUAAACACAAACAAAGCCAAACAGGUUAACUCCUCCAUUACCACACUGCACCCACGCGGAACAAGACCCUGCGCUGUUAUUUAUUUCCACAGGUAAUAAACUCAUGAAGAUUGUAUCAUUUUUUUGCGUAGUUUUACUCAAGUGUUUGUUAAGGCGAGAGAGACGAGAUGUUGACGAUGAUUUGUGUGAGGUAACUAAGCUAGUAGAAAAAAAAAUUGCAACUGUUAAAAAGCAUAUUGAUUAUUGCAACUAUCGCUUAUUGUAAUUAACAUCAUCACUGUAGCCAAACUAUAUUUUCACUUACCACAAAUUUUCCUGUUAGUCUCUGAUAGACACUAGGUUUGAGUUACUGAAUAUAGCGUAGAAAAACAAUGCCUAGGCUGGUCAUCAUAUGACUGUAUAGUAAUUUAACCUAAGUCACGUGUACAUAGCUCCAGGGUCAGCCAAGUUACGAUAAUUGUCAGGGUUUGCCUGCCUGGACAACUAUUAGAAUUCUCUUAUCAAAUGUUAUUUCUUUCAUUAGUACACUGAUUAUAAAGUUACUGGACACAAUUAGACUAAGUGUUCAUACAGGUGAAGCACGGCGGCUAUCUUAACCAACUGGCCCCUUAAGUGACGGCAAAAUCCAGGCUCUUGUGUCGGCCUUGGUGUCGCCACUUCAAUACACUAUCGCAUUGUUACUUAUUAUUAUCAUUAUGAUUAUUAUUCUCCAGAGAUUAGACUUAUUGAUUUUCCUCUAGAUCAGCUCGGCGGCGACUCGCGCGGUCGAACCCAGGGACACAGCGCCCGGGCCAGCUUCCGGUAGGCUCUGAACCAUCUCCGUGUAUUUUGCCUCCGAGUGAGACGGUCUUGUCUCUCGUUUCCAUCUAGAUACCAACUGUUACUGUCACCGUGGAACGACGUUUGAAUUUCUAAUAGUUGUUGAAAUUAUAUGAAUAUUUUAUCUUUGAUAUAAACGAAAAGAAAUGUAAUAUUUAUAGGAAAAGAAUAUACAGUUUAGAGCCUCUUCCCCCCCUUUCCUUGAAAAAAAAGGUAAAAAAGUAAAUCUAAGGCCUAAUGCCGGUAUUCUAGUGGAAGUCUUUGGAGCGAGCGAAGGAGGCCCGAGCUGGCUGGCUGAGGGCCCCGAUCUCGACCGCGCGGGUGGCCAUCCGGGUGCACCGCUGCCUCCCAGCCCAGAGCACGGCCAAUCAUGAACUUGCCGAAAUGCACCUUUUCAUUCGUCGGCGGUCCCUUUUCUUCACGUUACGGAGGAUGCUCUUUGAAAGGCAUGCCUGAAUUCCCCCUUCCCCCCCCCCCCAUCAUCUUACCCUAUAACCACACUAAAAGAAAAAAGAAAAAAACUUUAAUCGUCUUUUUGUAGAUGUAUAUUUAUCCCUCUCAC
Molecule: messenger RNA, 5015 nt
Organism: Penaeus vannamei (Pacific white shrimp)
Lineage: Eukaryota; Metazoa; Arthropoda; Malacostraca; Decapoda; Penaeidae
Source: RefSeq, a predicted model, not a curated record